Notodromas monacha is the source of this 3072-nucleotide messenger RNA. Lineage: Eukaryota; Metazoa; Arthropoda; Ostracoda; Podocopida; Cyprididae. The record is from the annotation of a GenBank genome assembly.
AUGGCGGCUUCCGACACGUGCAGACCUGCGGGCUUUAUCCAUCAUCUCCUUGCAGAGAGUGGAAACCUGUGUUUCACUCGUGCAUCUCCUCUCUGGGCCACAACGUACAAGUGCCACACAUGCUUUGUGGUCCAAGAACGGCACCGGAACGUAUUGCAGUAUAAAGAGAGUGCGUAUUGCGGAGUGCUGAGCAGCCUGGAUGAGGUGUGUGGUGAGAUUGCAGGUGACGCCGAGCUUCACACGCUGUUCCGUCGCAGUGGCACUGGCAUGAUGGCCAGCACCCCGGUGGAGUGUCCGUUCCAUGGCCCAUUCACCUUCUCGUACGAUCGGGGCGGUGGUGUGUGCGAGGACCCCGUGUCCCGCGUGGAUGCCUGCACCAAGUCCAGUCGACUCUUGUUCCGGUUCCAGGCGUGUCACAGUGUCCGGUCCGAGAGUUCGGAGGAAGAGCUCGAGUGCCUGGCCACGUGGAAGGAUGGCUCCAAGACGUACUUGGUGGGUCGGAUGCAGCAAUCGUCGUCGUCGUCGUCCAUAGCAGCAGCAGCAGCAGACAAGGAUGCCUUCCGCUGCUUCCUCUUUGACCGGGACAAGGCGGGUCAUGUGGUGCAUCUGGCCCAGUCUGGGGACGCGUCGUGUUCCGGUGUGCUCUCAGCCACAGACGGGGCCCGCACGCUCAAGCUCACCAAAUUGAGUCAGAAUCGGAUGAGGAACUGCUCAUUCCCCCACUGGUUCACGUCAUCUAGGAAUAAUGGCAUUGGCAACAAGUGGCACACGCUGGACGGUGGGACAACAUUCCGGACUGAUGGGUUCGGCAACACGCUGCACAUCAGUGGCAAUGAAUGGGACAUUGGUGACUCAGUCAUGUCAGUCUCUUCGUCUUCAUCAUCUUCCUCCUCCUCCUCAAUUUGGCUCCACCAACAACAGGAAUCCCGGUCGCUUGACACAGCAGACAGGAAGGUCACGUGUGUUGAGCGGAAGGAGUCGGACACCAAGGACCAGGACGAGCAUGAAGUCCUUAUUCUGGCCUAUGCUGUGCGAGGAUGUGCUGGAGUGUAUUUGUGCAUGCGGUUUCACUUGCGGGACAAGCAUGUGGUGGAAAUUGAGACUGGCCAGCCUGCCAAGAGCCCCGACUUUGCAUGUGGUGACUAUUUCUUUGUGUCAUCGCGGCGGAAAACGACGACACUUGUGGCAAUGUCGCCAAAGGAGAUGGCAUGUCCCAUGGUUGGCAGGUUUGCAGUGUUGCCGCCACUGACAACCAGGGAGGAAUCUGCAGGAGGGAGUCAAGACCAUCACCCACAUCACUACUCUGACCAACAGGAUGGACUACUGCACCAACAGGCCCCCGUGGGCAAGGCAAUAAGGCGGCGGCGGAGGAGGAGAAAAAGAAGCAGGAGGCGACGAAGGCACAACGGAGAUGCGAUCUCUGCCGCUGGAGCAGCUGAAAGCCUUCUUACCUUCUGUCCUGCCUCAAUGGCUUCUGCUGGUGGAAGCAGCAGGGCCACCACAAGCAAUGCUGCCAUCAGUCAUGUUGGUGGUGGUGGUGGUGGUGGUGGUGGUGGUGCGAGGCCUAGACACCACGGGAUUGAUGCAGACCAUUUUCUCCAUCACAACAAUGGCGAAGAAGACCAUAGGGAUAACCAACAGGAGUACCUAGGAUCCAAAAUGGAUGAGAUGCUCCCAAGAUUCUCAUCAUUGCACGUUGGCUGCAGGGACAAUCGGCGUCUAGAACUGACGGCUGCUUGUCAAAAUGCCCCUGAUGUGAUAACAGAAUAUCGGUGUCACGGGAGCUGGGAAGACAACGGCACGCAGUUCCUUAUUGUUUCCCCAGUGUCCAGUAGCAGGGACAUGGUUUACUUGUGUCUUGCGUCACGGGCAAUCACCACCCAGGCAAUGCCAUCUGGGACGUAUGGUCCAACCACAGCUGCCAGCUGGGUAGCAAACGGCUACACAGGUAUUGCUGCGAAUGGAAUGAGCAGUAGUGGCGCAUUCGGCUCCGGUGGCAUCACACUAGUCUCCUACCAGACAAUGUCAUGCGAACCGCCAGCCAUUACGGGCAUCCAGUCCAUCUCAUUCAACGUCACUCUUAUGGGGCAAUGCGCUCAACCUUUGUCAAGUGCGACGAGCAUCAACAAGAGUCCAGGCAGCCGUGGAUCCUCGCAUCAUUGGCUGUCAUCAAUGAUGGUCAUAUUCGGCAUCAUGUUCUUGUCCUGAAACUGGUUCAGCUUGUACCGGUUCUUGUCACUUUGUGAUUGGCCAGUCAACGUGCUGUUUUAUUUAUUUUUUUAUUUCGGCAUUGAUUCCCUUUUUUUUUUUUUACUUUGCUCUGAAGUCUGUGAUGAGAAAAAAGGAGAAAGAAUAUGAUGAUGAUUUCCAAGCAAAGAAGAUGCGUUGAUCGUGUGAGUUUCACAAGAUGGACGGGGUGAUUGAUUGGGAAGGAGUGAUGCAGCAUGCUCCACCAAAAAGCACCGCAACCUGGUCCUUAAUGUGAAAGGAAACAUGUUGGACGCAUGCGCGCCUGUGAUACUGAUUUUGCAAUACCACGUCGUUUGAAGCCCGGUCUGAGUGAAACAUUUUUGAAACGAGAAGGAGAGAGAGAGAGAGAGAGGCGAUCCAGCCGCUGAAUCGCAGCUUUUUUAUUUUAGGAUUUUUCAUGGGCAAUGUGAACGGCUUUUCCUCUCUUUAUGCCUUGAUGUCGCCAGAUGCAGAUGAUCUUGGAUUGAAAGGUUAUAGGGAUGUGAGGAACAGAGACGUAUAAUAAGAAUAGGAUGAGGCAGUUCUGUGGAAUUUCCCCUGUAGUGUUUCACGCGCAUGAUGUUUCCCUGCUAUAAUGACUGCAUGUUUAAGCAAAUUACUUGAGAGGUGUGCGAGUACAAUAUAGGUGUACAUACGUUUUGACGCUAGGAUACCCCAAAGAAGUGUUGAAUGUUGAGUUCUUUGCAUCCUUCUCCAUUAUUUCGUGAGUUCGUGUUGAGAUCGGCGUUGGCUUCCGGACCGAGGAUUUGCUUUAUAUUUUGUGUUGCGUACGUGUGACUUUGGGACAAAGAGGAAGAUAAGUUGUUGCGAUUCAAGAUGAUA